This is a messenger RNA of Chrysochloris asiatica (Cape golden mole), 1272 nucleotides long. RefSeq names its product acid phosphatase, testicular (gene ACP4). The record is from RefSeq and is a predicted model, not a curated record. The transcript has 11 exons. Gene Ontology annotation, molecular function: receptor tyrosine kinase binding; acid phosphatase activity; protein tyrosine phosphatase activity. Gene Ontology annotation, biological process: negative regulation of ERBB4 signaling pathway; peptidyl-tyrosine dephosphorylation involved in inactivation of protein kinase activity; lysosome organization. Gene Ontology annotation, cellular component: postsynaptic membrane; lysosome. NCBI's taxonomy places the organism in Eukaryota, Metazoa, Chordata, Mammalia, Afrosoricida, Chrysochloridae. Bases 1 to 1272 code for a protein of 423 amino acids.
AUGGCUGGGCCACAGUUUGGCGGUCACCUCGCGGCCGGAUCUCUCCUGCUAUUGCUGUUGACCGGGGCCCUGGCAGAAAGACCCCUGCUGUUCGUGGCUCUGGUGUUCCGCCAUGGUGACAGGGCCCCACUGGCCUCCUACCCCACGGACCCGCAUAAGGAGGCGGCCCCCACCUUGUGGCCACGUGGUCUGGGCCAGCUGACCAGGGAGGGGGUCCAUCAGCAGCUGGAGCUGGGCCGCUUCCUGAGGAGCCGCUAUAAGACCUUUCUGAGUCCUGAGUACCGAAGGGAGGAGGUGUACAUCCGCAGCACGGACUUUGACCGGACGCUGGAGAGCGCUCAGGCUAACCUCGCUGGUCUCUUCCCUGAGGCUGCUCCCGGGACCCCCGAGUCUAACUGGAGACCAAUCCCCGUACACACGGUGCCUGUCACUGAGGACAAGCUGCUGAGAUUCCCCACGCGGAACUGUCCCCGCUACCGUGAGCUGCUUCAAGAAGCCACACAAACCGCUGAAUACCAGGCUGCCCUGGAAGGCUGGACAGACUUCCUGACACGCCUGGGCAACUCCACUGGGCUGUCGCUGGUUGGGGAGCCGCUUCGUAGAGCAUGGAAGGUUCUGGACACGCUGAUCUGCCAGCAAGCUCAUGGUCUUCCCCUCCCAUCCUGGGCCUCCUCAGAUGUCCUGCAGACACUCACCCAGAUCUCAGCUUUGGACAUUGGGGCCCAUGUAGGCCCACCCCGGGCAGCCGAGAAAGCCCAGCUGGCAGGGGGUAUACUGCUGGAUGCCAUCCUUGCCAACUUCUCGCGGGUCCAGCACCUGGGACUGCCCCUGAAGAUGGUUAUGUACUCAGCUCACGACAGCACGCUGCUGGCCCUCCAGGGAGCCCUAGGUCUGUACGAUGGUCACACCCCGCCAUAUGCUGCCUGCCUUGGCUUUGAGUUCCAGAGGCGCCCUGGGGUCCCAGACGAAGAUGGAAGGAACAUCACAGUCUCCCUGUUCUACCGCAAUGAUUCCUCUCAUCCGCCCCUGAUCCUCAGCCUCCCUGGGUGCCCUGCCCCCUGCCCAUUGGGCCGCUUCCGCCAGUUGACAGCCCCGGCCCGGCCCCCGGCACAUGGGACCCCCUGCCACAACGUCCAGGAGCCCGCCACCCCUGCAGCCACCAUGGUGCCCCUGCUGGCUGGAGCCGUGGCUGUCCUAGCAUCCCUGAGCGUGGGGCUCAGCCUCCUAGCCUGGAGACCUGUCUGCCUGCGGUCCUGGGGGGGCCCUGUGUGA